Adineta ricciae is the source of this 1344-nucleotide messenger RNA. Lineage: Eukaryota; Metazoa; Rotifera; Eurotatoria; Adinetida; Adinetidae. The record is from the annotation of a GenBank genome assembly.
AUGAUGAACAACUUGAUGUUAUCGUUGCCAAUUCGAAAUCUAAUACAAUUGACAUUUUUAAUUCUUGGUUAUGGAAAUGGUGAUUUGACAUUUGAAAGAAGUUAUUCAACAGGAAUUGAUUCUGGACCAUCGUCUGUGGCUGUUGGAGAUUUAAAUAAUGAUAAAUAUUUAGAUCUUGUCGUUGCGAACAAUGGAACGAAUAACAUUGCGAUUUUCUAUGGGUCUGGUGACGGAAGUUUUUCAUCGAAACAAAUUUAUUCAACUGGAAGAAAUUCUCAACCGAAUUCCGUCGUGAUUGGAGAUUUGAAUAAUGAUAAUCAAUUAGAUAUUGUUGUUUCUAAUUGUAAAAAUGACAAUAUCGGUGUUUUUCUCGGGUAUGGGAAUGAAAGUUUUGCUUCUCAAAAGAUUUACUCGACUGGAAUUAGUUCUCGUCCACAAAUGUUGUUCAUUGAGGAUCUCAAUGAUGACACUUAUCUCGAUGUUGCAGUUAUCAGUACAUAUUCACUUAGUUUGACUAUUUUUCUCAACAAUGGCAAUGGAACAUUGUCACAACGAAUUGAUCAUGAUAUACGAACCGGUCUUUCUCCUAAUAGUUUAGCCAUUGGUGAUUUAAACAAAGAUGGUCAUCAGGAUCUUGUUGUUACUACUUAUUAUGGUCGUAAUUUUUAUAUUUUCCAGGGAUUUGGUAAUGGAACAUUUGAAAAUGUGGCAACUUAUUCAACUGGUAGUGGUUCUCGACCAUAUUCAUGUGUGAUAACAGAUUGGAGUCAUGAUAAUAAUCUCGAUAUUAUAGUUAGUAAUUGUGUUACUGACAAUUUAGUAUUGUUUAAAGGAUAUGGUAAUGGAACAUUUUCUUUGAAUCAAAUUUCAUCAACAGGUGACAAUUCAUGUCCAAGAGCAAUUCGAUUUGGAUAUUUUUACUACGAUGAUCUCAUUGAUAUCGCUGUUGCCAAUUAUGGUACUAAUACUCUCGGUGUUUUCUUCAACAAUAUUUACACAAGUGGUGAACGUCAAACAACAUAUUCAACUGGAUCUUCAUCUCAUCCACGAGGCAUUGUUCUUGCUCAUUUCAAUAAUGAUUUCCCAUGUGAAUUUUUUUUGAGUGUAAACGCGUUUAAAACGCGUUUGGGAUGCGUUUCAAACGCAAGGCACAAACGCACCAAACGCGAUGGAAAUGAAACAUUUGAUGCAUCUAGAUGCGUUAAUCAAACGCAUCCAGACGCGUCUUUCAGAUGNACAGGAUUCGAACCCGUCUCGCGCCACUGUACGCUCAUUAGACACUCGUGCUAUAUGCGAUUCAUUCUCUUUCCUUUUCUUUCGUUCAUCGUUCAUGAAAUCUAUUGA